AUGAAGAUCGCUUUUUGUGCUUUGAACGUGGACGAAUGUUCCAGAGACCUACACGAUUGUUCAGAUGACUGUACCAACACGGACGGGUCUUACACGUGUGGGUGUCCUACAGGCUACCAACUCGGCUCAGACGAAAGGACCUGUGAAGAGGUGGAUGAGUGUGCAGCAGAUAUUGACGAGUGUUCUCACGACUGUACCAACACGGACGGGUCUUACACGUGUGGAUGUCCGGAUGGGUACGAACUUGGCUCGGACGAAAAGACCUGCAACGACAUUGACGAGUGUGCCAGCGCCCCCUGUCAGAAUGGAGGUGAAUGCCAGGAUGGAGUUAACCAGUACACUUGUUCGUGUGCCAGUGGGUGGGAUGGGACUCACUGCGAAGAAGAUAUAGAUGAAUGCACGCUUGACAGCAAUAGCUGCCACGUGUGUGAGAACACCAUGGGAAGCUUUGUCUGUUCCUGUAGGGACGGUUACGUGGUCGGUGACGAUGGAAUGUCAUGCAUAGACGUGAACGAGUGUGAUGUAGAACAGGACGAGUGUUCACACGACUGUACCAACACGGACGGGUCCUACACGUGUGGAUGUCCUACCGGGUACAUACUCAACUCGGACGAAAGGACCUGUGACGAACUGAUGAAGAAAGGAUGUGAGCUGUCCAUCGACCAAAUCGGCGGAGUGAAACAAGUCUUCACGUCGGCCCUGUCAGACACACAGUCGUCUGAGUUCAGGAGCUUUUCAUCAAGAAUGGAGUUUGCGUUGGACGAAAGUUUCAUGUCCAGCAGUAUCAGCCCGAUGUACCAGGGGUGUCAGGUCAUCAGCUGCCGGGCCGGGAGUAUCAUAGUCAACUUCGAGGUUUACCUGUUACAAGACUCCGCCACUGUGGAGAACGUCACGAACGCCUUCCUGGAGGUUCUGAACGGCAGCACAUUCGGCUCCUCUCAAAUCACCAUCGUGCCGUCCACGUGGAGAGUGUACGAGAUCGCUGAAGCGGACUCCAGCCCUCCCUGGUACACGGUGCCGCUGUACGUAGCGCUGGUAGUCGUGGGGUGUGCUGUAGUUGUGACGGCCGCGGUGGUGGCCACGGUCUACUGGUGCGGCAAACACGACCGGCACCGCCGCAAACAACGAGCCGUGGAGGCCGCUCCUCACGCCGACAGCCCCCCGCCGCCGUACGGUGAUCACGAGAGGAAGACAGCAUGGAACGUUGACGCAUAA
Molecule: messenger RNA, 1215 nt
Organism: Branchiostoma belcheri (Belcher's lancelet)
Lineage: Eukaryota; Metazoa; Chordata; Leptocardii; Amphioxiformes; Branchiostomatidae
Product: matrilin-2-like
Exons: 9
Coding region: 1-1215 (404 amino acids)
Molecular function (GO): calcium ion binding
Source: RefSeq, a predicted model, not a curated record